Messenger RNA from Dendrobium catenatum, 492 nucleotides. RefSeq lists its product as uncharacterized. The coding region runs from base 1 to 492 and encodes 163 amino acids. Lineage: Eukaryota; Viridiplantae; Streptophyta; Magnoliopsida; Asparagales; Orchidaceae. The transcript is spliced from 3 exons. The record is from RefSeq and is a predicted model, not a curated record.
AUGACGGAGCUCGAUAAGGUCGACGACGGAGCUAGGGAGGGUGACAACAGAGGCCGGGAUGGUGACAAUGGAGGUCGAACUGGCGACGAUGGAGCUCAUGAAGACGCAAAUGCAAUAGCACUGUUGCAAUUGAAAAACAAAUGGGAUCAACUGAAAAAAGAGUGGAAGCUAUGGAAGGAUUUGAAGAAGGGUGCUGCUGGAUUUGGUUGGAAUUCAAAGCAGAAAACUAUUGAUGCCUCUGAUGAAUGGUGGAAAGGAAAAAUCGAGUUCAGGUACAGUGGCAUCGACGCUGAGAUGGAAGAAAAGCUGGAUAAGAUGUUCAUGAGUGAUGAGAAUGCUUGGGCUCCCAAUUCUAAAUCUUUACCUCCUGUCACAACCGACGAAGACCACGAAGAUUUUGAAGACUGUGAAAGCACCAAAUCUUUAUCUGGAGAUGCCAAAAUAGUAAAUGAGCUUCGACAAUCUUACAGUGGUUCAAAGAGUGCCUCCUAA